Molecule: messenger RNA, 2452 nt
Organism: Pungitius pungitius (ninespine stickleback)
Lineage: Eukaryota; Metazoa; Chordata; Actinopteri; Perciformes; Gasterosteidae
Product: MAP kinase-activated protein kinase 2-like
Exons: 10
Coding region: 591-1514 (307 amino acids)
Biological process (GO): cellular response to vascular endothelial growth factor stimulus; peptidyl-serine phosphorylation; inflammatory response
Cellular component (GO): nucleus; cytoplasm
Molecular function (GO): calcium/calmodulin-dependent protein kinase activity; ATP binding; calcium-dependent protein serine/threonine kinase activity
Source: RefSeq, a predicted model, not a curated record
UCUGAAGCUUCUAGAGUGGAGUUAUUUGGAGAAACAUGUUGUGCGUUGUGUUGGUCCUACGGAGAGCUUUACCCCAUUAGGAUUGAAUGUUGGCUCGCAAAGACACAUGUAGCACAACGUACCUGGAUUCACUAUGAACCCGACUGGCGUUUGAUAUCGAGAUGUUGUUUGUGUUCAUGGCUCUCGGGAUUCUUCAGAGGCGGUCAGCUGAUCUUUGACACUUGAACCAGUGACAUCACCUCAAUGGCAACCAAUUUGGCACCGUCUUUCCAUGCAUGUGUGAAUAACAAGUGUUGCUCUUGUUUUACUCAAGUGCAUUUGUUUUCUUCUGGGGCUUAAGGUAGGACGUUGUACAGAAAGAUGAAGCUUCAGGAGGGGAUUUUUUGAGUACAGUGUGAUCGUCCGAUCAGAUCUCACCAUUUUUAGCUGGCGGCAAAACUUGUUUUUUCAUUAUCUGAGCGCGGUCAACGGGAUGUAAGCCUGGCCCUCGAUGGCUGUCGUGCGACGUGGUAGGUCACCGCACCGCAUUCCUCUGGACCAAGACCCAAAGGAGGGAGCGCGUGUAUCCGUUGUCACAUCUGGAUUGAGAGAUGCUGCAGGACGGUCCAGAGGCGAGGCGCGAGGUGGACCUCCACUGGAGGGUGUCCCCUUGCCCCCACAUUGUGCCCAUCAUAGGCGUCUAUGAGAAUAUCUACCAUGGAAGGAAGUGCCUCCUCGUCGUAAUGGAGUGCAUGGAUGGAGGUGAAUUGUUCAGUCACAUCCAAGACAGAGGGAAUCAUGCAUUUACAGAAAGAGAGGCCUCUGACAUCAUGAAAAGCAUUGGAGGAGCCACACAUUUCUUGCAUUCCAUCAACAUUGCUCACAGAGACAUCAAGCCGGAGAACCUGCUGUACACGUCCAAAAGGCCGGAUGCCCUCCUCAAGCUGACGGACUUUGGGUUCGCCAAAGAAAUAACUGCCUCAAACUCUUUAGCAACCCCUUGUUUUACCCCCUACUACGUCGCUCCAGAAGUUCUUGGUCCUGAGAAGUAUGACAGAUCCUGCGACAUGUGGUCUCUGGGCGUCAUCAUGUAUAUUCUGCUUAGUGGAUAUCCUCCCUUUUUCUCACAUCACGGUCUGGCCAUGUCCCCAGGGAUGAAAAGACGGAUCUGUAAUGGAAAAUACGAGUUCCCCACCCCGGAGUGGAGCGGCGUGUCUGAGGAAGCCAAGCAGCUAAUCUGCCACUUACUGAAAACCGAACCCACCCAGCGGAUGACCAUCGCCCAGUUCGUGAGCCAUCCCUGGAUCAACCGGUCCGUGGAGGCCUCGCGGACACCUCUUCACACCGGCCGCCGGCUGCAGGUGGAGCAGGAAGUCUGGGAGAAGGUGAAGGAGGAAAUGACAAACGCCUUGCGAACGAUGAGAAUGGACUUUGAUCACAUCAAAAUCAAAACCAUCGAUGAAUCAACUAAUCCUCUACUCUUGAAGAGAAGAAAGAAAAUCCAAAACUCAGCCACACAACUUCCAAGCGAGUGAAAUUGAGUUUUUCACAAAUGCAGUUAUAUGAUUUAGCUUUAGAGAUAUUUUGCGUUGCCAAUUGGCUUCAUAAUAUAUUUUUGGCGUUUUUUAUUUUUUUAUUAACCUCAAAUGAUUUUAUUUUUCAAAUUUGUAAAGCUUAUGUUUACAAAAAAGUGCUUUAACGACUCUAUCCAUUGAAAGGUUUGAUGUGAGGGCUUUAAUGCGUAUUAAUGAACCUUCUCUCAGAGACAAAUUUAAAACAACUGUAUUUUUAGUAGUUUGUGUGGGAUCGAAAGUGUUUUAAGGAUGUUUCCUGUUUCUUUAAGUCUUUCUCUUCUACCCGUAGGAAUCCUUAUGACUCUUUGCCCUCAAGGUGUUGUUAAGAGUUACGUUUACAGGCAUCGUCCGUUUUGGUCAUGUCACGGUAGGGUGGCUGAAGCAGGAGACUAUUGCAGAUUUUGGGCACAAAAAAAAUCAAAAUGCAGCGGGGGCAAACCGGGAAUCAGGACAAAACACAUUCAAAGUAACCACAUUCAAAGUAACCACAUUCAAUAACGCCACCAGGGACAAGAGACACACAUGGCUUAAAUCCACUGGGAAGGUGCACGUGAUUGGACACAGGUGGAAAUCAGGGACACGGAGACAAUCACGGGGUGACACGACAGGGCAGGGGGCAGGACACUACAAUAUAAAACAGGAAACAAACCCAAAUCGUGACAGGUCAAUUCAAUGACCAAUACCAGAAACCACAUCUUUUUUUAUCCUGAUGUGACGUCACAAGUAUUUGUUACUGUGGGUGUGCCGUGUCUGAAACGUGUUGACCAUGUGUAGCGCCAAUCACAAUUUCUACUCUCAUGAGACUGAAACUGUGGCCAACUGAACAACAGUCGCAAUCUGAGCACUGCCUUUUACUUUGGAUUAAAUAUUUUAAUAAAUAUUUUAGUUUUUCUCUCUGA